AUGGAUGGGACAGGACAGUACUUGAAGCCAGGAGUCUUGGAGGUGCACCAGGAGCCAGGGAGCGGACUCUGUGAGGAUCCCUGGAGCGGACUCUGUGAGGACUCUGUGAGGAUCCCUGGAGCAGACUCUGUGAUGAACCCUGGAUCGAACUCUGUGAUUAACCCUGGAGCGGAUUGUGUAAUGAUCCCUGGAGCAGACUGUGUGAUGAACCCUGGAGCGGACCCUGUGAUGAACCCUGGAGCGGACUCUGUGAUGACAUCUGGAGCGGACCCUGUGAUGAACUCUGGAGCAGACUCUGUGAUGACCCCUGGAGUGGACUCUGUGAUGAACCCUGGAGCGGACUCUGUGAGGAUCCCUGGAGCGCACUCUGUGAGGAUCCCUGGAUCGAACUCUGUGAUUAACCCUGGAGUGGAUUGUGUAAUGAUCCCUGGAGCAGACUGUGUGAUGAACCCUGGAGCGGACCCUGUGAUGAACCCUGGAGCGGACUCUGUGAUGACAUCUGGAGCGGACCCUGUGAUGAACCCUGGAGCGGACUCUGUGAUGAACCCUGGAGCGGACUCUGUGAUGAACCCUGGAGCGGACUCUGUGAUGAAUUCUGGAGCGGACUCUGUGAUGAACCCUGGAGUGGACUCAGUGAUGAACCCUGGAGCGGACCCUGUGAUGAACUCAGGAGCAGACUCUGUGAUGAACCCUGGAGGGACUCUGAGGAUCCCUGGAGCGGACUCUGUGAUGAACCCUGGAUCGAACUCUGUGAUUAACCCUGGAGCGGAUUGUGUAAUGAUCCCUGGAGCAGACUGUGUGAUGAACCCUGGAGCGGACCCUGUGAUGAACCCUGGAGCAGACUCUGUGAUGACCCCUGGAGCGGACUCUGUGAUGAACCCUGGAGCGGACUCUGUGAUGAACCCUGGAGCGGACUAUAUGAUGAACCCUGGAGCGGACUCUGUGAUGAAUUCUGCAGCGGACUCUGUGAUGAACCCUGGAGUGGACUCUGUGAGGAUCCCUGGAGCGGACUCUGUGAGGAUCCCUGGAGUUGACUCUGUGAUGAACCCUGGAUCGAGCUCUGUGAUUAACCCUGGAACGGAUUGUGUAAUGAUCCCUGGAGCAGACUGUGUGAUGAACCCUGGAGUGGACCCUGUGAUGAACCCUGGAGCAGACUCUGUGAUGACAUCUGGAGCGGACCCUGUGAUGAACCCUGGAGCAGACUCUGUGAUGACCCCUGGAGCGGACUCUGUGAUGAACCCUGGAGCGGACUCUGUGAUGAACCCUGGAGCGGACUCUGUGAUGAACCCUGGAGCAGACUGUAUGAUGAACCCUGGAGCGGACUAUAUGAUGAACCCUGGAGCGGACUCUGUGAUGAACCCUGUAGCAGACUCUGUGAUGAACUCUGGAGCGGACUCUGUGAUUAACCCUGGAGCGGACACUGUGAUGAACCCUGGAGCAGACUCUGUGAUGAACUCUGGAGCGGACUCAGUGAUGAACUCUGGAGUGGACUCUGUGAUGAACCCUGGAGUGGACUCUGUGAUGAACUCAGGAGCAGACUCUGUGAUGAACCCUGGAGCGGACUCUGCGAGGAUCCCUGGAGCGGACUCUGUGAGGAUCCCUGGAGUGGACUCUGUGAUGAACCCUGGAUCGAACUCUGUGAUUAACCCUGAAGCGGAUUGUGUAAUGAUCCCUGGAGCAGACUGUGUGAUGAACCCUGGAGUGGACCCUGUGAUGAACCCUGGAGCAGACUCUGUGAUGACAUCUGGAGCGGACCCUGUGAUGAACCCUGGAGCAGACUCUGUGAUGACCCCUGGAGCGGACUCUGUGAUGAACCCUGGAGCGGACUCUGUGAUGAACCCUGGAGCAGACUGUAUGAUGAACCCUGGAGCGGACUAUAUGAUGAACCCUGGAGCGGACUCUGUGAUGAACCCUGUAGCAGACUCUGUGAUGAACUCUGGAGCGGACUCUGUGAUGAACCCUGGAGCGGACACUGUGAUGAACCCUAAAGCAGACUCUGUGAUGAACCCUGGAUCGAACUCUGUGAUUAACCCUGGAGCGGAUUGUGUAAUGAUCCCUGGAGCAGACUGUGUGAUGAACCUUGGAGCGGACCCUGUGAUGAACCCUGGAGCGGACUCUGUGAUGACAUCUGGAGCGGACCCUGUGAUGAACCCUGGAGCAGACUCUGUGAUGACCCCUGGAGCGGACUCUGUGAUGAACCCUGGAGCGGACUCUGUGAUGAACCCUGGAGCGGACUAUAUGAUGAACCCUGGAGCGGACUCUGUGAUGAAUUCUGGAGCGGACUCUGUGAUGAACCCUGGAGUGGACUCUGUGAUGAACCCUGGAGUGGACUCUGUGAUGAACUCAGGAGCAGACUCUGUGAUGAACCCUGGAGCGGACUCUGUGAGGAUCCCUGGAGCGGACUCUGUGAGGACUCUGUGA
Molecule: messenger RNA, 2421 nt
Organism: Misgurnus anguillicaudatus (oriental weatherfish)
Lineage: Eukaryota; Metazoa; Chordata; Actinopteri; Cypriniformes; Cobitidae
Source: RefSeq, a predicted model, not a curated record